This is a messenger RNA of Seriola dumerili (greater amberjack), 2451 nucleotides long. RefSeq names its product sodium/potassium/calcium exchanger 1-like. Lineage: Eukaryota; Metazoa; Chordata; Actinopteri; Carangiformes; Carangidae. The record is from RefSeq and is a predicted model, not a curated record. Gene Ontology annotation, cellular component: membrane. Bases 278 to 2425 code for a protein of 715 amino acids. Gene Ontology annotation, biological process: long-term synaptic depression; intracellular calcium ion homeostasis; calcium ion transmembrane transport. The transcript has 10 exons. Gene Ontology annotation, molecular function: calcium channel activity; calcium, potassium:sodium antiporter activity.
CUGCGUCCUACAUAACCCUUUGGCCACUGGCAACAGUUUGGACUUUUACUUGUGCCACAAUAUCCAGCUGUGGAAAUCUGCUUUUGGAGAUUUUUGCACCCCUGAUUUAGAAUAAUCAUUCUGUGGUUGGGUUUUCCAAGGAGCUGAGGAUGUGACAUGAAUCACACCACUGAAGUAUUAGACUCUGUCAUCCCAUGGUCUGCUGGGGAGAGAGCAGGACUUCUCCUCUACCAAAGCCAAAACCAAAUUUAUGCAGUGUAAUUCAAGAUAGAGCAAAAUGUACUGUACAAGAAGGAAGAGACUGCAGCUGAGCCGGGUCCUGUUUCUCCUCUCUGGGGUUUUCCUCUGUACCCUCUACCAGCUGACCAUCAGUGCCAGACUGUAUGAGCCUUUGCCAAUGCCUCAGAUUGGAGAGGAUUUUGUGGAGGGUUCAACAGAUGGGGUUGAAGAGGCUACAGUGGAGACUCAAGGGCUUGAGGAGCCUCUCACUGCAGGACAUGAAUUAGAGGCCACAGAUCAAACAACACCUGAGAUGCAUGCGGUAAGUCAUCUGGAUACAACUUCAGAUUUGAAAGCAUCCACCCCCACUGAAUCUCCACCAUUGCCAACCACAAACCGGACUAUUGUGCAUUGCAUCUACGUGGCCCCUGAGCCUCCACAGGAGACACCAACACCAGCUCCAACUCCUCCUGUAACUACCAUCACUCCAGCUUCUCCUGGUGAGGCUCCACAUGUUAAGGGUGAAUACCCUGAAGAUAUCUUUUCUGUUGAAGACCGCAGACGAGGAUGGGUGAUCCUCCACAUUUUUGGGAUGAUAUACAUGUUUGUGUCACUUGCAAUUGUCUGUGAUGAGUUCUUUGUUCCUGCCCUGGGAGUAAUCACGGACAAGUUAGCCAUCUCUGAUGACGUGGCCGGAGCCACCUUCAUGGCUGCCGGAGGUUCUGCCCCCGAGCUUUUUACCUCCUUGAUAGGGGUCUUCAUCGCCCACAGCAAUGUGGGCAUUGGUACAAUAGUUGGUUCAGCAGUUUUCAACAUUUUGUUUGUAAUUGGAAUGUGCGCAGUGUUUUCCCGGGAGGUACUUCAUCUGACCUGGUGGCCACUUUUCAGAGAUGUAUCCUUCUACAUAUUUGACCUCAUCCUGCUCAUCAUCUUCUUCCUGGAUAAUGUCAUAAUGUGGUGGGAGAGCAUGAUGCUGGUGGCUGGUUACACUGUCUAUGUGAUCUUCAUGAAGUUUAAUGUGCAAAUAGAGCAGGCCGUCAAGACCCAACUCUACAAACACAAGAAUAUUGUUAAAGUCAUUGCUGUGGAGGAACCUGAAACGACAAGUGGGGACGAUGAAGAUAAUGCUCCUCCUGCUCCAGAGGACAAGAAUCUGUUAAAGUUAAAGCCAUCCCUUCAGCGAGGGGGAAGUUCAGCUUCUUUACACAACAGCACCAUGAGAAACACCAUCUUCCAGCUCAUGAUCCAUACGUUAGACCCUCUGGGAGAGGGGAAAUUUAAGGAUAAGGCUGAGACUCUGAAUAAUGUGGCUAGCCGGAAGGCAGAGAGAAAAACUCAAGACAAAAGCGAAGAUGGUGGGGAAAAAACUGAGCAGACUAAAGAGCCAGAGGCCGCUGCAGCGACAGGGACGGAGAAGAAGGAGCAGCCAGAGGAUAAGAAGGACGAUGUGCCAGCGGGGGAGGAUGGAUCAGGGGGCUCAGAAGACUCUGACAGUGAUGAAGACUCCAGCGAUGAGGACAGCGAUGAGUCCAGUGAAGAUGAGGAUGAUGAUGAUGAUGAAGAUGAGGAAGAAGAGGAGAAAGAGGAUGAGCCUCUGUCUUUAGAGUGGCCUGACACACCCCGUAAACAAGCCACGUACCUCGUCCUGCUGCCCAUAGUCUUCCCUCUGUGGCUCACAGUUCCUGAUGUUCGUAACCAGAAAUCCAGAAAAUUCUUUGUGGCCACCUUUCUGGGCUCUAUUCUGUGGAUUGCUAUCUUCUCCUACCUCAUGGUGUGGUGGGCCCAUCAGGUGGGUGAGACCAUCGGCAUCUCUGAAGAGAUUAUGGGCCUUACAAUCUUGGCCGCAGGGACAUCCAUCCCUGACCUUAUAACCAGUGUGAUUGUGGCACGUAAAGGCCUCGGGGACAUGGCUGUGUCCAGCUCUGUGGGCAGUAACAUCUUUGACAUCACUGUGGGUCUGCCAGUCCCGUGGCUCCUGUACUCAUCCACCCACGGUCUAGCUCCAGUGGCCGUCAGCAGCAAUGGGCUCUUCUGUGCCAUUGUGCUCCUCUUCCUCAUGCUCCUCUUCGUCAUCAUCUCCAUAGCAUCCUGUAAGUGGAAGAUGAAUAAGGCGCUGGGCUCCACCAUGUUCCUGCUCUACUUUAUCUUCCUGGUGCUGAGCGUGAUGCUGGAGGAUCGCAUGAUUAUCUGCCCUGUCUCCAUCUGAACUGAAGCUCUCUCUCACCUCACUUG